This is a messenger RNA of Truncatella angustata, 1870 nucleotides long. RefSeq lists its product as uncharacterized. The record is from RefSeq and is a predicted model, not a curated record. Gene Ontology annotation, biological process: regulation of DNA-templated transcription. NCBI's taxonomy places the organism in Eukaryota, Fungi, Ascomycota, Sordariomycetes, Amphisphaeriales, Sporocadaceae. The transcript has 4 exons. The coding region runs from base 269 to 1765 and encodes 498 amino acids. Gene Ontology annotation, molecular function: DNA-binding transcription factor activity, RNA polymerase II-specific; zinc ion binding.
AAGUUACCUUAUUAAUGUCCUCGGAAAUUCAGGAAAUGCAUUGCCGACUCCACUCCUUCACGAACUCUCAUCCUCAUCCGUCACCGCAUUUGAGUCGGGUAUUUUUCAAGCAAGAGGGAUCUCCGCACUAGCGCUAUCAAUCGCGACGCUUGUCUGUACUAGCCGGAAUAACACCACUGGUUGUUCUCUGUGCCAGAUUUCGAGCCUUCGUAAAGCUUCCAUUUACACUCAUACACGACUUAUUUCUUCGACGUCUUGAUCAAGCGCGAUGAAGGUCCGAAAGAAGAAUGUGUGUCAUACUUGUAGAAGACGCAAGCUCCGUUGCGACGGCAAGCAUCCGGCAUGUUCCCAGUGCCUUUCGAGCAAUCGCCGCUGCGAAGGAUAUCCCGAUAUUCUGUUUGUACCGUUUGUCUCGACUCCUCCUAUGCUAGCACCAAAAAUUUCACAUGUUCCACCGUCAUCGAAACGGACCCAGCAAUGUGCGGCACGUCCUCUGCCUCCUCUCGCUUUGCAGCCAACAUAUGCACUCACUCCUGCUCAGAUCAUCACUACUCAGGCUGAUAGCCUUGCGAAACAACUACCUUCCUUGUCGUACAACCAGUCAAUCGGCCCUUCUUUAUCGGGCACCUUGCAAGAGAAGAUCUUCUUAAUCCUUCGCAACUACGUCCCAUACAGCGAACUUCAACAUGACAUUGCGAAUGCCAUCCCAAAUUCUCCCCGGGUCUGUGGUUCAUGGGCUACAGCCCUCCCCGAACUCACCCGUGGCGCAACUGGCGCCCUCGGAGAAUGUCUGGACUCCGCGAUCAACGUCUUGGCGUUAUCCAUUACGGCCUACAGAACCGGUAAAGAGAUGUUUCGACCCAUUUCAUCCGGCUACGAGCAUACUCUUCGCCUACUACGGCGUGAUCUCCAACAGGCUGGACGGGUUUAUAAAAGCGAACAGAUUGCGACAGUGAUGUGUCUUACUCUGUUAGAGGUUCUCUCACCAACGAACCCUCACAGUUGGCUCGUGCAUGUAGAUGGCGUCAGUGAGCUGAUGCGGUCGUCAUCACCCGAGUUCUUUAGUACCAACGUACAUCACACAUUGUUCAUCGGGUUCAGACCCUUGUUGAUCCUCAAAGCUUUCAUCCUCCGCAAGGCAACGUUUCUCGUGCACGAAGACUGGAUUGAAAAGCCCUUUCAGCAUCAUCAUGCUGCACCGUUACAAAACCUCCUCAGCCUGGCGGCAACCAUACCCGGAGUUUUGGAAAAGUUUGAUAUACUGAAAGACGAGCCUCCCAACACGACUAUGGUUGCCGCCAAGGAAGCUCUUGCCGAGCUAGUGGAAAUCAGAUCAAACCUUCAGACAUGGAGCGAUUCAUUCAGUGCAGACUCCUCAGUGCCAUUGUACUGGCAACGAACACCCAAGAAUGCUAGUGAAUGUCACAAGACUUUGUUGUGGUUUCAAGACUUGAGUGGAGCCAAUGUUUUCAUUUAUUUAUGGUCCUUCCAGAUUAUCUGCUUGUCACACAUCCAAAGCCUACUAGCACGAUGCCCAGAGUUGCAAAAGCUUGAUGUCACUACACCGGAAAACACAGCAGAACUCCGGAAUUUCUGUAUCGAGUUGAGUAUUAAGAUAUAUCAAAGUAUGGAAUACGUAACGCAAGAGGGAUUCAUGCUCUAUGGACUCUUGUCGGCAGGAUUUCCAUUGUAUACGGCACGCAAGGCGAUGGAGUUGGAUGAACGUGGAAGAGCACUUCUUCAGAGGCUAGGCAAGCAUUCAUAGACCAUGGUUAUAUCCAAAGGAUCCAGUUUCUGUCCAGUUUCUAUCGGAUGUUUAUUCCAUAGAAAUACAUCCGGAGCCAACAGUUGAAUGCUAAGUGAUUGAAGC